This is a messenger RNA of Biomphalaria glabrata, 7345 nucleotides long. RefSeq names its product sterile alpha motif domain-containing protein 9-like. The record is from RefSeq and is a predicted model, not a curated record. The transcript has 9 exons. Bases 442 to 5877 code for a protein of 1811 amino acids. Gene Ontology annotation, cellular component: cytoplasm. NCBI's taxonomy places the organism in Eukaryota, Metazoa, Mollusca, Gastropoda, Planorbidae.
GGAGGCGUCAUUACUAGGAAUUGACUCGCUUCUUGUCAAACUUACACGCGUGUCGCUGUGCAGUUUUCGUAUAAUAGCGAAUAGGAUUACGUCAGGGCAUAUAAACGACAUUCAAAUGGUGAUAUUGAAAGUAAUCCUUUUACAAGCAAGCACCUACUGUCACUACUGACCUAGAUCUAGAUCUAAAUACAUGUUAUUAUAUAAUUAUAGUUCUAAUCAUGAGGAUGUAAAAACAUCUUUUUAGCUUGCCAUUAAAUACAGAUAUAGAAAAUCUGGGUCUAAAUAUAUAUAGAUCUAGAUGUUUAAAUCAUAUCAAGAAUCUAUGCUAGAGUGACUAGAGACAAUUUGAAUGUGACUCUACUGUCACUACUGUGUAAUAGAAGCACUCACUCUGUGUCAGCCAACACUGUAAACAUGGUCUGAGCGGCACGGACUGGCUAUAUGGGCAACUGUGCAAAUGCCUUGUGGGCCGAUGCCGGGCUGGUGAGGCUGCCAAGCGGUCCACUUUGUCAAGACAAACUAUCAGCUCUUGAGCAAUAUUCCUCUGCAAAAGACACAAAGCAAACCGAAAAGAUGAACGCUUCAGACUGGGAAAAGCUUCAGAGGAAUUGGAAAGAGCUGCUUGAAAUAAAUCCUGUAUGUCACAUAAUAAAUCAUCUUUAUCAGGAGGAUGUCAUUACUAUUAGUGAAAAGAAGUCCAUUGAAAAGCUGAAAGUCUUUGAUAAGGAAAUGCGAAAGUUGUUGCACUUGUUGAAAGAGAAACCAGAGAAAUGCAAAGCUUUCAAACAUUUUUUAGAUGCCUUAAAAGCGGAUCCUGUGGAUAAACUGAUAGCAGAUAAAAUAUUGGAAACUGAAUCCAAAUCUGAUCCAUCUCUCAAAACUAAACCUAACCCUGAUCUACUGGACAAUGAUGUGAGAACAAUCUUACAUGACAACUACGCUAACAUGACUGGCAAUUCGAUUCCAUUGUCUGAAGUCAGAGACCUUCUGAAGGUAAAGAAAGUAUUCACGGGACAAGAUGAGUGGAGCAACAUAAAACUCAUUGAGUUCAUUAAAGAAACAUACACCAACAUUGAAGAGAAAAAAGAGAAAGUUGGACAUUACAAAAAGCCAAUCACACUUCUGAGGAACAUUGGUCGAAUAAGCGCAAGCGUUCAAGAAGAAAAAACUGCAGAGCUAGAGUCUAAUAUAUCCACAGGUGAGAGCGGUGAAACUAAAGAGGUUAAAGAUAUGUCCAGUCCUGAACUGACAGCCUAUCUGGCAUUUCAUCUAGGGAAAGAUGGGCCUAACAAUGUCAAUCUAGAGUUCUUACAAAAACAAGAUGUAACUGGCAAAGUGUUUCUUUCCAUGACAGAAGAGGACUUUGAUAAACUACUUCCGGAAGCCACGUUCGGCGCAAGGCGAUCCCUGUCUAUGCUAGUUGCAGAACUGACACACAAGACAGAUUCCUACCCAGCAUUUUUACGUCACUUUGAUUGCGAAGUCACACAUACAGAUAAAUACACCAUAGGACACUGCGCCGACGUCUCUGUGAAUAUAAGAAGCAGAAAGACACACCCUGUGAGAAACUUUCAUCUCAUUGAUGAAUCUGACAAAAACAUGGCUCUGGAAUACAUCGCCGUCGAGACCAUUCCUUUUGUUUCAGCAUGUCUAAAUGACAGACGAAACGGCACAAUAUAUUUCGGGAUUAGCCCAAACAGUCAAAAUACGUUGAAAGAAGGGGAAAUAGUCGGUGUCUCUAUACCCAAAGAGGAAGUCCAGGCAAGAAUACGAGACGCCAUCAAAAGUUCUUUUACUGAAAUCCAAAAAAAUAUUCUGCAAAAUACUGUAAGAGACGCUGUCUUCGUGCCUGUCAUCGGCGCAGAGAAAAACAGAUUCGUUGUUGAAGUAGAUGUUGUGCCGUCUACAGUUGUUCUAGAAAAGGAUAUCAUCAGAACUAAAGAGCACAGUCUGCCAGAGCGUUUCUUGAGAAAUCAUAAAGGGAAGGAUUCUGUUGUGUUUAAAUUUUCAGAAGACGGCUUUCCGAAGAUUAUUUCCUCAGAAGAACUUUGUCAAUUCGAAAAAGUGCAACAACCCAGGAUUGUUGAGCAAAGAAAACAGGAGGAGCAAUGCCAAACUAAUACUGAAACUGGGCCAACUUUAAGAACAAAAUUGUUAAACCUUCUAACCGGUGGCUCUGAGGUCAUCCAGGAUACCAUUUAUCCGUUUUUAAUGACCAGCCCUCUGGACGAUCACAUGACCCAAGAAUUUUUAAAAGACAGGAUCGCAUUUAUAAAAUACUUAAAACCACACAUCGUUUUUGACUUCGAUGUAAAUGGGUCAAAUGCUGGCUUGCUCAAAAGUCUAGAAGAUCACCACAAGGAAAGCCCAAGAAUUCUUACAACUAAUGAUUUUGAUGAAAGGAUGACAAAGCCAGAGGCUUACAAAGAGCUAGAAAUCAGUUUGAGGGGAGAAGAAAAACAAUCUUGGAUGUUUUGUAACGGCUGUCAAAAUGUAUCUAUUUCUGAACUGAACCCCCUAGAAUGGAACAAAGAAAGGAGCAGUGCGUUCCAAAAAGCACUAAAGUGUUUUAUGGAUAUUUUUGAAAAGGAAAGAAUACUAAUUAUAAUAUGUUUAUUUUCUAAAAACUAUACGACGAUGAUUGAAGCCUGUGACGAGGUUCUUAGGAAACUUCCACUUAACUGGAUUGUUUUGGCAGAAAAGGAAGACAUUGCUAAACUUUGGCAAGAUCAAAUGCUAACAAGGAACAAAGCGCAACCUGCUGAUGUAAUCGGCAAGUGUGUCUUAGGGCUACCCUGGGAGCAGGUGAACUCUCUAGUUUGUCAUGCAGCCAACUAUGAUAUCAUUCAUGACUGUAAUAUUCCAAGCUCAACAGGCGUCUACGUGGAUGUCAGCGAAAUCGAUAUUACAAACUGGUCUGACAUUUUCAUUCUGCCGUCCAACAACUUUGAUAUAAAUAUCCCACCUGAGGAGAAAGAAACGCUUGUAAAGCAGGUUGAAGAAAAGUUUUACAGAGGUGAUGAAGUAGACUGGUUAAACUUUUACUUCAAAGACCAUGUCCUUAGAAGAGAUAUUCAGUCUACACUGCUGGAUAAUGUUCGCAGAGCGCUUGAAGGUAGAAUACGGGAGGAGCAGGAGAAAGUCAGUGUCAUCUCCAUUCUUCAUCAGCCUGGUGCCGGUGGUACCACGUCGGCUAAACAAAUCUUAUGGGAUCUCAGAAACGAGUAUAGGUGUUGUUUGGUGAAGAGAAUUACUAACGAAACCUGUGAACAAAUUGACGAGUUUCGAUUUUUCAAAGAUCAGCGUCCGAAGCCUAUCUUAGUACUGAUUGAUAAUGAAGAGAAAUUUGAGUAUUUGAAAGAUCGUUUAGAAGAGAAAGCCAGAGAAAGACAUCGUUCUGAAGGGGAAUCUUUCCACGUCUAUUGUACAAUCAUUGCGUGCACACGAAGGGCUUCACUGCCAAUGCAGUUGAAAAUUAAUCAGGUAGCUUUACGGCAAGAGCUAACAUCCAAUGAAUUGGAGUGGUUUAAAGACAGACACCGAACAUUGGUGAAAAGAUUUCAGAACAACAAAGAUGACAAUGUUAAUCCUGAAUUUCUGAUUGCCUUUAACAUAUUAAGGCAAAAUUUUAAUAAAGAAUACGUCUCUAAAGUAGUGAAAGCAUUUUCUGAAGACAUUCGUAGUGACCAUGAGAUUCGUCUGCUGAAAUUCGUCUCUUUGUUAAACACAUUUGAUCCUGAUUUCAAGGCUAUUCCCGUGUCAUGCUUUGACAGAUUUUUCAGCACCAGCUCUAGUGACUAUCUCGGCUUGCAACAAGGAGCAAGAAUCAUGAACUGGGAGACGAAGCUUAGCCAAGGCAUCAAAGUCUUAUUAAAUUUGUCAUCGAAUAAAAAACUUACCAACAGAUAUUCUCAAAAUCUGAAAGUGUUUUGUAAGAUCAUCGCGCAUGAGAUUUUAUUCCGAAUGAAAGAGAGAACACAACAAAAGGACAGUGAAAUAAUGAUUGAACUUUUAAGAUAUGACAUUUUCCAACAAACUACUGCCGAUUAUAAUAUACUUAAGGCAAUCAUUAACAACAUUUUUAAAAAACGUGAAACAAAGAAAAACGGUAUCGUUCGGCGAAAAUUUUCAGAUUUCAUUCUUCAUAUUGAAUCUACUGAGACUGCUGAAACUGUUUCAGAACUAAUAGAAUUACUUUUCGAUAACAACAGUGAUCCCUAUACUGCGCAGCUGCUUGCACGGUAUUACAUACGGGUGAAGAAAUGGUCAAAGGCUGAAGACUAUGCUAAAUGCGCAACAGAGAGACUUCCUGAAAAUUCAUUUUUUUGGGAUACAUAUGGUCAGGUGUUUAAGGGACAGCUUUAUGAAAAGUUAUCAUCAGAAAGAAAUGUACAGGACAGUUCAAAGUUCAAUGAACGUAAAAUUAGUGAGCUCCUCAUUCUGACCCAUAAAUGUUUAAUGGCUUUCAGAAAAAGUCAGGAAGUUUGUGAAUGUGAAGCAUCCACCAAUGAAGGGAGCAAUCUGGUGGCUUAUUUUGGAGAGCUGAGAGCCAUUGUAUUGCUCUUAAACGCGCUUGAGUUAUCCUCCCAAUUCCAAAAUACUGACGUAUUGCACAGAUAUUUAGUCGACAAAUCAUACAGACCGCCCGAACUUUCAUUCCUUCGCCAUGAUGAAGCAGAGUUUCUAAAAAGUCUUGAUAGUUUUUCUAGAGAAGCGAUGCGUAGACUUGAUGACGAGUUUCUUCAGAUGAAAGGAAAAGUGAAUUACUCCACAGAGCAACAGGAGAGUGACAGAAAAACUCUAAUCGAGCUGAAAGCAAGUCUUGAUGUCUACUUUGGAGAAAUGAAUGUUCUAGUUCCAAAAUACACCAAUGAAAGAUAUAGCUGUGAUUACAGAUUAAGAUUGGCCAGACGGCUUGGAGCAUCCUCUCUUAAUUCUUUGCUAGAAAUUAAAAAAGAAGGCAAAAAAGAAACAUUGAUUCAAAUAUUUAAUUUAUUGAAAGAAAACAUCACAUCGGAUCAAAGAAAUUUCGACGAUCUACGGAGUAUGCUUGAUAUUGUAACCGUAUGUCUGUUGGAUCAAAUUAAGAUUUCUGGUUUAACUUAUAACCAUAUUUUAGAAUGGAGCAAGGAAAUGUAUAUUCUCGGUAAACAGAAACACUCUAGCAACAGGUCCCAAUUAGAACUGUAUCUCUACUAUGUUCUCUAUAAUUUCCCCACCAUAGAACGCUCAUCUUUCAGCUUGUGCAUGGAAGUAGACCUGUUAAAUGCCAUUGAAGAAUGGAAAAGAGCUUUCAAAAAGAAUUACCCGAAAUCUGCCUGGUUUCACAAAAGAAGGGAGACUACUCUCUUUUUUCUAGGUAAUGGCCAGCCCUUGUGUGACGUACUUUUCUUUGACAAAACAGACGUCAUAGAGAUGUACACAAUUCACGAAAAAUGGCAGCACCCUCAGUUCAGAAAUAAUCUCAGAAUACUUAAUGGCAUUUUGGAAGAAGGCGGUCACGAGAUUAAAGUCCAAAUCCAGACACCAGGAAAAUCUGGCUUAACAGUUAAUAUCCCUACUGCAUAUCCAGUGCUCAAGAACACAAUGUUUAAAAGACUUGUUUAUUUUUAUAUAGGCUUUAGUUUUUCUGGUCCAAAAGCUUUUGGCAUGUGCCAAAGGAAACCCCAGAGCUGUGAGUUACUUCCUGUACCAACUAAAACAGUGAGAGUUACCUCUCCAAGGGCAGAACCGGAACCACUCGGUCAGCUGAUACUUAAAUUGAAAACAGUCUUGGAUCAACUGAAAAAUACAGAGUUGGCUGAAAAUGUUAAAAUCAAACUGGAGAAAGAGCAAGAGGAGUUGAGUCGAAGAAUAAAAAGCAUUAUAGGAGAUUGAACCAAUACUACCUGCAACUGUCAAUAAUAGAAUUCUAAUAUGAACAAUAUUGUUUUUUUAGUAGCGCUAUAUAAAAGCUAUAAUUUAUUCAUUUAUUUAUGAAUUCCACAAAAUCAAAGAUUUUUAUUUUAUUUUAUGACAUUCAAACGGGCUGUCUUGUUGUGCGUUAUGCGCGCCUUUCUUGCUGACAUUCCCCGUGCUGUUGACGGCCGUUGACUGUUUGUACUAAGAUACUGGCAGACGACUAAACCGACGUAGGCGUAAUAUAUCUUAACUAAUAAAACUUGGAAAUAACUUGAAUAACUAUUUUUGUGAACAAUACCAAAUAUAACUUUUAUUAAAAUAUAGACAAAAUCAAAUUGUGAUGAAACGAAACAAAUCUAGUAGACUCUAAGUAAUAAUAUAAAAUGGUAUUUUAAACAAAACCUAACCACUACAGUAACACAUCUUGCCAGUCUCACGUUCUGGAGUCGUCUCCCCUAAUUAAACAGCUGGCGACAAUGCCACAUUUCCGCAGCAUUCAGAGCCAAUCGCUAACUCCUUCCCGUCGACACCAUAGAAACAUACACACACACACUCCAUAACACCCCGUCGUCCUACGAGAGGGUUGGGCUAGGGUGUGGAAUAUCUUCAAUUCCGAAGCAACUUCUGAAUUUUGUAUUUACUUUUUUUAAAAAAAAUUACAUUUAUUUUGUUGUUUAGUGUUACUUGCAAUGUAACAGUUUGCAUGGACCAGACAACAGAUUCUAAGACAUAUCUAUUAUUUUUUUUUGAGGGGGAGGGGAGAGAGGAAGGGGGCGUAAAGGUAAAGCUUUAAAAUCCUAAACAGAAAUCCUGGCAUUUUAUAUGUAUGUAUAUAUUUUACAUUUACAUUUUUAGAAGACACAAUGUAGAAAUUGUAUAUUAAUCAUUAAAGUUAUAUAUGUAUAUAUUGUUUUACCGACUCAGAAAAAAAAAUCAAUACCUACAAGCAGUGGCGUUACUAGGGUGGGUGUCACCCGGUGCGGACCCCACCCCACCCCCUAGUGACGCCACUGCCUACAAGUUAUAAUUAGAAAAGACCAAGCCGAUGAAAUUAUUAUAUGUUGAUAAUUUAUCCUUUCAUUUUUUUUUCUACAUUCAAACAUUGUUAGUUUAAUCAUUUUUAUUGUGUUUGUAAAUUAUUUGUUAAUUAUGUUGAAUAUUGUAAUCAUGAAAUGAUGACAGUUUAAUUCAGUGUUAAGAAUCAAAAACCUUUAGUAUGAAAAUGGAACAAUGCAAUUGUUUUUAUGCAACUGUUUUUCAUUAUUGGGCCUACUUUUGGCUUCAAUUUAUUUUAUUCGGUAAUUUGAUUGUAUAGUAUAUUUUUGAAAUAUUUUAUAUUUGUUAUUUAUAUUAUUUUUAUUGUCAAUAUAUAUCAUUAUGAAUAUUGAGAAAGUACACGUUUUACAAAGUUAAUAUCUAAUAAUUAAAGCAAGUAUUAAUACUG